GAAACAACAUUUUUAUUUAUCAAAAAAAUGGUUGCUAUGAUACAAGAUACAAUAUGUAACAAGACUUAAUUAGGUUGACGUUGACCUUUCUCUGAGAGUGUGAGUUGCGUAUGAUAGUAUUAUAGACAUUGUAUUAGAAUUAUCAAUUUAAUUAUUUAAUCAGAAACAACUUUCUCUCGCUUUGCAAACAAAGAAUAUUGUUCUGUUGAGUGGAGGCCAUGACACAGUAGUUCAUAUGUAUUCCCACCAAAAUCAGACCUACUUUAGUAAGCAUUAAUUUUUAUGAUCAAAAGUCGCAUAUCAGCUGAAACCGAAAAAUUUAAUUACUUUUAAUUUUAUUAUUUAACUUUUGCGAUGGACGUGAAAGAUGCAGCAGCGGACGGUGAGGAAAGUAAAGUUAAAAGUGAGGACCGACCUAAGAAAAAGGCUAAGAGAAGGAGCUCACCUGGACACACGUCAGAGGAGCCGAAACUGAAGAGAUCCAAGUCGGAUGCAAACAAACCAUCCAGCUCGAAACACGAAAUUAUACAUUACAACCCGUCAUGGGAAGAUUACGAGCUUUUAGUCGGUACACAGUCCAUAAAUGAGAAUGUUGCAAAAAGAUUGACUAAAUUAUUUGACGAUGAAAAUACCAUACCUUUCAUUGCGCGUUACCGAAAAGACCAGACCGGUAACUUAACAGCGGAACAAUUACGUGAUAUCAAGGACGAAUAUGACAACAUAAAGCUACUAAAAAUGAAAAUCCGUACAACGCUUAAUAACAUUAACAAACAAGGCCAGUUAGAUUCGAAGCUGAGAAAAAUUAUCUUGGGAGUGCAAAGUGUGGAAGAACUCGAGCUUAUUUAUGCCCCGUUUCGUCCCGGUGCUAAGAGGACUUUAGCAGAACGAGCGAAAUCUUUGGGGUUAGAACCACCGGCAUUGAGUUUAUUAGAAGGCGCCGAAUCAGUUAAUUUGGAACGUUACAUCAAUAAACACAAUAGGGAACUGUCAUCUAUCGGCGAUGUUGAAAGGGGUGUAAUGCAUAUUAUUGCCUCUGUGAUUGCCACCGAUACCGAAGUUUUGGCAUUACUUCGCAAAUUGCGAAUCGAGUCUUUUUUCACAAUUGAGUGUAAAAAGGCGAACAACACAAGAAGAGACGACAGGAUACGAAAUUACAAAACCACAAGACAAAUUGUCGAAGAGUCGAAGUUCGCUAAUUAUUUCACUUUUAGCGCAUCAUCAAAGUUUAUAAAGCCGCAUCAAGUUUUAGCUAUCAAUAGAGGUGAAGCACAUAGAAUUUUAAGUGUUAAGAUAAAUGUACCAGAUUUUAUAUACAACAAAUUCUCACAAUUCGCUACAACCAAAUGGAUCGAUAAAGGUAAAAGUGACAAGGAUCGCAAGAGAAUCUUGGAAAUGGCGGUGAGCGAUGCGUACAAACGUUUGCUACAACCUCACGUUGUAAGAGAAGUACGUGCGAGCUUAAAAGUAAAGGCGGAAAAAGCAUCAUGCGAAGUAUUUAGUACAAAUUUAAAACAAUUACUUUUAAUGCCUCCUGUUAAAGGAAAGUAUAUAUUGGGCAUGGAUCCUGGCUUCUCAAAUGGCUGUCAAUUGGCGAUGAUUUCGGAAACCGGCGCCCUUUUAACCACCGGCAACAUCUUUCUCAAUACAAAGACGCCGGAAAAGCCGAUUAUCAUCUUGGCGCAGAUGUUAAGAACUUAUAAUUGCACUUUAAUUGCGUUGGGCAAUGGUACAGCGUGUAGGGAGACCGAGACGUGGCUGUCUGAGCUAAUACAAAAUAACACAUUCUCGCCUUUGGACGUCGUUUACACAAUUGUAAAUGAAGAUGGAGCCUCGAUCUAUUCAUGCAGUUCAGAGGCAAGAAAGGAGUUUCCUGAUCUUGAUCCAAAAUAUAUCAGCGCAGUUUCCCUGGCAAGACGAGUAUUGGAUCCUUUGGCCGAGUUGGUAAAAGUGGAGCCUAAACAUUUGGGUGUCGGUAUGUAUCAGCAUGAUUUACCAAAGAGGCAAUUGGAAGAGGCAUUGGACGAAGUUGUCACGGAGUGUGUAAGUUUUGUUGGUGUCGAUCUUAAUACAGCUUCGCGAUGUUUGUUGAGGCACAUUGCUGGAUUGUCAGAUAAGAGAGCAUCUCGCAUCAUUCAGUAUCGCGAAGAUCAUGGUCUGUAUAAAUCACGAAUGGAACUCAAAAAGGUGAAAGGGAUUGGUAGCAAGAUUUUUGAGCAAUGUGCUGGUUUUCUUCGUGUCGAACCUGCAAAUUCCACGGUUGCAGCGGAGUUUUAUGAAGACAGUGAGACAAACAGAUUGGAUUGCACUUACAUUCACCCUGAAUCGUAUGGUGUGGCGACGGAAAUUCUGAAACAUUUCAACUUGGAUAUUGCUUCUAUCGGACAAAGGCAUUUCUUUGAUUAUAUUAAGUUGAAGUUUGAGACCUUAGAUAUGGAUCAAUUCAGUGCGUCUUUAUCCCAAUCAGUCGAGACCGUUCGUAUGAUUAUGGAUUCCUUGAUUCAGCCUUUAAAUUACGAUUUACGAGAUGAAAGUGUCAGUGGACCCGUAUUUAAGAAGGGACUUACUAACUUUCAGGAUCUAAAGAUUAAUUCCAUUGUUUCCGGUAAUGUGUCCAACGUUACACAUUUCGGCUGUUUCGUCGACAUCGGCGUGGGCACUCCUGCUUUAAUACAUUCAACUAAAACGUGUGGUUUUACGUUACAAAUAGGGGACAAGGUUGAGGCCAAAGUUAUUAGUUUGGAUGAAGGUAACAGAAGAAUUGGUUUAUUAAUGAUUCGCAAAAUUUAAAUACAGAAUUAAAUUAUAGUGUGAUGUAAUAAAUUUUUACACCUUU
This is a messenger RNA of Photinus pyralis (common eastern firefly), 2833 nucleotides long. RefSeq names its product S1 RNA-binding domain-containing protein 1-like. The record is from RefSeq and is a predicted model, not a curated record. Gene Ontology annotation, molecular function: mRNA binding; structural constituent of ribosome. The coding region runs from base 355 to 2787 and encodes 810 amino acids. Gene Ontology annotation, biological process: nucleobase-containing compound metabolic process; translation. The transcript is spliced from 9 exons. Lineage: Eukaryota; Metazoa; Arthropoda; Insecta; Coleoptera; Lampyridae.